UCUUCAUCGCAUCCCUUCUCCUUGUAUAAAUGCCCCCGCGCCGCUCACCGGCCUCCGCGGCCGAGCCUGGCCGUGCCUGCUCCGCCUCGUCUUGCCGCCCGGCCCCCGCGCCGCUCACCGGCCUCUACGCCGCGUCCCGGCCUCCGCGGUCAAGCCCGCCCACUCCCGCUCCAGGCUGUGGCCGCGCCCCGCCCGUGGCGCCUGCACCGCGCCACGCCGCACCCCAAUCCCGGCCGCCAUGCCGAGCCCCGCGCCCGGCCGUGCGCCGCGCUACGCCGGCCGCCCUGCCGCCAGGCCACGCGCCCUCUAGCACGCUCUUGGUCUUCCGAACUGUGGCUGGGCAACGCGGCGGCGCCCUCCGGCGUGGCUCCCCGCAGCGGCGACGGCGACGCGGCCCUCGGCUCGCAUCCGCGCAGGCGGCGCCCGAGGAACAGCCCUCGGCUGGCCCUCCGGCGUGGUUCCCUGCAGCGGAGAUGACGACUCGCCGGGUUUUCCCGCUCCUCGCUGAUGAGACGGCCGCCGGCAGCGGGGAUCGGAGGAGCGGUUGCUCCCGAGGUCUCCCCCUGCCUUAUCCACUCCAGGCGGUGGGGCUGGGCCGCCUGUAAGGCCGUAUGGGCCGGCAGGCCCUUGUGUUCUCGGUCCAUUUUAAAUCCUGCUGAAUUAAUCCUAUAUUUUCUUGAUUAAUUCGCAUUUUGUUCUAUUAACAGUGGUUUAACUCUGUUUUAGACACUGUUAAUUACAGUACUUAAAUUUCAGUAUUGUAAAUAUGUUGAGUACUAUGUAUUCCAUAUAAUAUGUUGAUGUAAUAUAUCUCCAAGUUUCUUACAUGUUGAGAUUAAUUACAUCUAUUAUUUGCAAUUGAGAUUUUCUUUAUCUCUUGCAAAGAUAAAUUCAGUACCUCUGUAGUACUGUUUCUCCGUUGAAUACAAGGUAUUCCGAAAUA
This is a messenger RNA of Triticum aestivum (bread wheat), 943 nucleotides long. RefSeq names its product potassium/sodium hyperpolarization-activated cyclic nucleotide-gated channel 2. The record is from RefSeq and is a predicted model, not a curated record. Lineage: Eukaryota; Viridiplantae; Streptophyta; Magnoliopsida; Poales; Poaceae. The coding region runs from base 30 to 605 and encodes 191 amino acids. The transcript has a single exon.